CUUCCUGUUUGUAACUGUUGUCAUUUCAUCGACUUGAUGCCUGUCGUUCGGCAGGGAAUUCUCGCUGAGAUUAAAUCUUUAAAUUGUCACUGCUCGUCAAGAUAUCGGAGUGAACAAAAUGCCUCCAAAGAAAAGGAAAAACGACCAAGACAACACCAACAAUGGAUCUAAAAAGAGGAAAUUGCCUGAUACUUUGUCUGCAGGGAAUGACACACUGCCUCAAUUCCUUGAAGACAUCAGUGUUUUUAUUUUACCAGCAAGUAUAGAAAAAGCAAGGAUGCAGAUAUUUAGGAACAAUGUAGAAAAAUAUGGGGGUGUCAUUGACAAAGAGUUGACUACGACGACUAGCUACCUCGUGGUUGAUGAUAAAAUGGAGCCAGAAAGGCUUUGUAAGCUUCUCAAACUUGAGAAAGCACCACCAGCCACUGUUGUCAAAUCUUCAUGGUUAAGUGGUUGUUUUCGGACGAAAACAAAAAUUGAAACUGAGGAUCACACAUUAGAUAUAUCAUGUGUCUUUACAAAACAUGAAUCACCAAACAAUUCUGACUCAGAAGAAACGUCAAACACAAUGAAAUCGGAAGAAAAAGUGCCAACUUCAACAAAACCAGAGUAUGCAAAAGCAGGAGUUAUGUUCAAUGCAUUCAGAAAAGCAAAGAAUGAAGACCAAUUAUCUGACAGUGACUAUGUGCAGAGUGAUGGAGAAGAGAGCGAAAUGGUUGGUCAUAUAAACCUGUUUACUGACAGUGGAGUUACCUCAGCUGGCACAAGCUCAGCUGAUACAACACCUAAUACGUCUCCCAUGAAGCAACUGCCUGUUGACAAGUGGAUUUGUGCUCAGUCAUCCAAAAGCCCAAAGCCAAAUUUAAAUAAACAUAUCACAGAUAAAUUAGAGGAAAUGGUGAAGAACUAUGAGAGCACAAAUGACAAGUGGAGAGCAUUUGGUUAUCAGAAAGCAAUACAGGCUCUGAGACGACAUCCUAAACCGAUAACAACAUGGGAGGAGGCACGAUCGCUGACCGGUGUUGGGGCCAAGCUGGCAGACAAGGUGUGGGAGAUUGUGGAGAGUGGGGGUCUGCGUAAACUGGAGGAGUUCAAGUCCAACGAGGAGUUGAAGAUACUGAACAUGUUCACAGACCUGUGGGGCUCCGGACCACACACAGCCAGGGUCUGGUAUCAACAGGGUUUUCGAAGCCUGGAGGACCUGCGCACCAAGGCCAACCUGACCCACCAACAGAAGGUGGGGCUUCGUCUCUAUGACGACCUGCUGGACCGCAUGCCGCGGGAGGAGGCUGGGGAGAUCGAACAAGUGGUGAAAAAAGCAGCCGAGUCUAUCCACCCUGGCAUCAUAGCUCAAGCGUUACUACAUGCAGGGUCAUAUCGUUACGGGCAAUACAAGACAUGUGGUGAUGUGGAUGUCCUAGUCACCCACCCAGAUGGGAAGUCACACCAGGGCGUGUACGGAAAACUCAUCGCCAAACUCAAGGAGGAGAAGUUUCUGACAGAUGACCUUGUGUCAGCAGAGGACAACGGCAACCAGAAGAAAUACCUGGGCGUGUGUAGACUCCCUGGGGAGAAUAGAAAGCAUCGACGGCUGGACAUCAUCGUUGUACCUUAUGAUGAAUAUGGCUGCGCCCUUGUCUACUUCACCGGCUCUGCCCACUUUAACCGUUCCCUGCGCCAUCUGUGUAAGAAGAUGCACAUGUCUCUCAACGAACACGCCCUCAAGACUGGAGUGGUCCGGAAGGGAGGUGAGAAGAUCUAUGAUGGCACAACAGUCCCCACCCCAACAGAGGACUCUGUGUUUCAGGCCCUGGGGGUGCCUGUUCGACCCCCGGAAGAGAGAGACCACUAGCUUCCACACUGGCACAUCAUGCAGUGUGUUAGUUACAGAACUGUAACUUGAUGUGAACAGAACUGGAAUUAGAAGAAACUAUUGUCUGGAUGCAAGAAUUGAAACAAAUUUCUUUGAACCUAUUUGUGAAUAAUGUAUAAUGCAAAUGUGCAAUGAAAUGAGACUGAUAAUGUGAUUCAUAGUAGCCAUAUUGAUAAUGAGGAUACCUGGUAGCCAUAUUGAUAAUAAGGAUACCUGGUAGCCAUAUUGAUAAUAAGGAUACCUGGUAGCCAUAUUGAUAAUAAGGAUACUUGUUACCAUAUUGAUAAUAAGGAUACCUGGUAGCCAUAUUGAUAAUAAGGAUACCUGGUAGCCAAAUUGAUAAUAAGGAUACCUGGUAGCCAUAUUGAUAAUAAGGAUACCUGGUAGCCAUAUUGAUAAUAAGGAUACUUGUUACCAUAUUGAUAAUAAGGAUACCUGGUAGCCAUAUUGAUAAGAAGGAUACCUGGUAGCCAUAUUGAUAAUAAGGAUACCUGGUAGCCAUAUUGAUAAGAAGGAUACCUGGUAGCCAUAUUGAUAAUAAGGAUACUUGGUAGCCAUAUUGAUAAUAAGGAUACCUGGUAGCCAUAUUGAUAAUAAGGAUACUUGGUAGCCAUAUUGAUAAUAAGGAUACCUGGUAGCCAUAUUGAUAAGAAGGAUACCUGCUAGCCAUAUUGAUAAUAAGGAUACCUGGUAGCCAUAUUGAUAAUAAGGAUACCUGGUAGCCAUAUUGAUAAUAAGGAUACCUGGUAGCCAUAUUGAUAAUAAGGAUACCUGGUAGCCAUAUUGAUAAGAAGGAUACCUGGUAGCCAUAUUGAUAAUAAGGAUACCUGGUAGCCAUAUUGAUAAGAAGGAUACCUGGUAGCCAUAUUGAUAAGAAGGAUACCUGGUAGCCAUAUUGAUAAGAAGGAUACCUGGUAGCCAUAUUGAUAAGAAGGAUACCUGGUAGCCAUAUUGAUAAUAAGGAUACCUGGUAGCCAUAUUGAUAAUAAGGAUACCUGGUAGCCAUAUUGAUAAGGAUACUUGGUAGCCAUAUUGAUAAGAAGGAUACUUGGUACCCAUAUUGAUAAGAAGGAUACUUGGUAGCCAUAUUGAUAAGAAGGUUACCUUAUAGGGACAGCUUUCUUCAGCUUGUCAAGAUGUAAGGAUGCAGAGUGUGUGACCUUGAACCUCAUUGAAGGUGGAGUGGAUAUUGGGCACAUGUUUUCGGAUACAACUAAAGAUUGCAUUUUAAAUGAGGUUUAUUGUGAAUGGUUCUGGUACAAAAAUGGUUAGGUAUGUAAUAACAAAACAUUUGAAAGCUUUUUAUGAAAAUUGUAAUAUGAAAAAACAUUUUAGUUUAAAUCAUUUCUAUGUGUGUGUAAAGGAAUGUGUAUGUAAAUAGUAUGCUGAUAAAAUUCUUAUAUUUACAUAUUUAUUGGACUUUUAAAUGGUGAUAUAUGUUGAAUAACAAAACAAUAUUUGAAUAUAUUUUGGUUAUGAUUUUCUGUGUUGAAAAUAUGAAGGAGUAUACAACCUCAUUGAUCAAACUGUCUUGCAUGGUGUUGACAUAUAUUUUUUAAUUGUUAAAUUCAGUACAAUAAAGAUUAAUGUGGAAUUUCAUAUUUUAUUAAGCCUAAAAAAGUCUGUAAUUUGAUGGGUUGACAAGGUAAUAGAAGCAGUUAUAAUUGUGCUAAUUCACAAUCAUACUACAGAGAUGUUUAUAUGUAUUUUAUAGGAAACAUGGUUUUGAUGUAGAUCGUAAUUUAGUAGAACAAGUGUAAGGACUGACCUCUUUACUUAUUACUCUAGAACUUGUAACAACUUCGGAAACAUCUUGCAUGUUUGCUUAGAUACCUUUACAUAUUUUUAAUGUGAUACAUUUUACUUUAAACUGUAGAUUGUUUUUACUUCAUAACUCAAGACUGAAGUUGAGUAAAGGGUUCUAAAUGAAUUUUUAUUAAUCCCUUUCAUCUUAUUUGUAAUGUCUUGAGAUUCACUGGCAGAUUUGUACUCUUUACAUUUGUUACAUGUGACUGUUUCAAAAUAUGCCUUCUGACACUGACUGAGAAAGUAAUUUUCAGUAAAUAUGAGCUUCUCUGGUAAUGCUCAUGAGAGGUGCUUAUUGUGAUUUGAAACCACUAAUUGACUGUGUGGUCAAUCGGAAUUCUAUAUUUUCGAUGGUGGUGUAUUGAGUCAGUGUCCAUUGAUUCAGUUACAUUCUCAGGAUUCUAUUCAAUGUUGACAGUGAUUUUACAUAAUGAUUCAUCCAUUGUGAUCACAACUCAUUGUAUUCAUACUCAUUGUAUACAACAUGAAUUUAUUUUGUUAUUUUACAACAGUUUUAUCAUUGUUUUAAGUAUGGAUCUAGUAUCAUAAAAUUAUAUCAAACAAC
This is a messenger RNA of Haliotis rubra (blacklip abalone), 4244 nucleotides long. Its product is annotated as DNA polymerase lambda-like. Gene Ontology annotation, molecular function: DNA-directed DNA polymerase activity; DNA binding. NCBI's taxonomy places the organism in Eukaryota, Metazoa, Mollusca, Gastropoda, Lepetellida, Haliotidae. Gene Ontology annotation, cellular component: nucleus. The record is from RefSeq and is a predicted model, not a curated record. Gene Ontology annotation, biological process: double-strand break repair via nonhomologous end joining.